Molecule: messenger RNA, 1617 nt
Organism: Mucor velutinosus
Lineage: Eukaryota; Fungi; Mucoromycota; Mucoromycetes; Mucorales; Mucoraceae
Exons: 2
Coding region: 1-1617 (538 amino acids)
Biological process (GO): exocytosis
Cellular component (GO): Golgi to plasma membrane transport vesicle; cell tip
Molecular function (GO): guanyl-nucleotide exchange factor activity
Source: RefSeq, a predicted model, not a curated record
AUGGCAACUGAAACUACGACAACAGCAACAGAGGAGCAAAUCCUGAAUCUGAACAUCAAUAUCAAACCAGAUGGAAUGAUGCCACCUGUUGUUACUCUGGAUAAAACAUACCACGAUAGUAGUAAUAGCACAACAUCCACCAAUAGUCCAGUAAUUUCAUUAAAGUCACUGGAGUGUCAAUGUCACGGCAUCUCUUCUGAUUUUGAAUGUUUACGUUGUAGAAAUGUGCUCUCGUUUGAAUCCAUUCAGACAGAAUAUAAUGAAACCAAAACUCAGCUUCAUACGCUUCAACGACAAAGAACGGUUUUGCGCCAUGAACAGAACGAAUUAGCCACAAAAACACUGCAACUGGAAAAGACAUUGGCGGAGAAGCAGCGAUCCAUUGAAACAACAUGUCAAGGCAUUCAAUCAUUGCAGCUUGAUUUGAAAGUGUUAGAAGUAAAAUGCAAAGAAGAAACAUCGCAAGUCAUUGAUAUACAGCAAUCCAAGGAAAAUGUAAAGAAAGAACUGGAGGAUUUGACAGUGAAACUAUUUGAAGAAGCCAACAGCAUGAUCACAAUUGAAAGGGCAGAGCAGCAAGUCAUUAAGAGCAGAAAUGACCAACUGCAGCAAGAGCUUGAGGAUGCGCAAUCAUUACUCAAGGAUGCCUCAAUUGAGCUCACACAGAUACGGAACAAGAUGGGAGACAGCAGCCAUGUGUACUCCAUAGAUGAGCAGCCUCAAUCGCCUCAGUCACCCAAUUCAACACAAAUAGAAGAUUGUAAUACACCAGCAGAGAGUAAUGUGAUUGAUACAUACACCCGUGCUCAAGUAGAGACCAUCUUGAUGCAUGGACUCGACUUGGGGCUUCAUAUGGACACAUUGGAGGACCAAAGCGCCCUGGAGGAUUUGAACGACUUUAUACAACUUGUGCACAAAACACCACUCCGCAAAUUACACUCACUGAAAUACAUGCGAUACUGCAUUCGUGAUGAUAUUGAGCCAUGUUUAAGAUUUGGUCCAAAUCCCAAAAUAGCGAGCAAGAAGAUCAUGGAUGCCAUCUUGGUGAAAACAUGCUUUGUAGAGGAGUGUCCAGAAGGAUUUGUAACUGAACAAGCAACACGCCAAUUGAAAGAAGAAGCUUCUGCUACGCUGUGGGAGCGAUUCACAACAUCGUCCGUGUUUCUGGGAUGCCAAGCAUGCGGCAGAGAUGUACACAGAGCAGCCAGACAAGAGGAAUUGAAGUAUCGAUUCAGGAUAUCGUACUUUGACGAGUGGGCUUGUAUUGAUCGUUACUGUCGAGAUAGGCUACAGGCUGUCAUCGAAUUCUACCUAUUUAUAAGACAUCUCCGUGCUGGCGUGUACAAGCACAGAUCGCUCCAUGAGCUAUAUCAGCAAUCCAUACGACUUCGACUGCAAAUGUUUCUAGCCAGAAUGGGAGCUCUUCCAAAUAUGCUGCAAAAUUGUGGUAUCCAUCAUGAGAAGAUUGCCAUGGCUUUUCAUGGUGAGGAUAUCAAUCAUAGUGUCGUAUUACUCUCUGAAUCCACUAUUGAGAGAUUAUCCAGCUCAACCGAAUCAUCCAUUACUGUUUCGACUGUGGAGUCAUCAAGGACAUCUGCAUCCUCUUCAUGCUCUUGA